This is a messenger RNA of Hirsutella rhossiliensis, 1434 nucleotides long. Its product is annotated as thioredoxin domain-containing protein. The transcript has 3 exons. The record is from RefSeq and is a predicted model, not a curated record. Gene Ontology annotation, molecular function: protein disulfide isomerase activity; protein-disulfide reductase activity. Bases 1 to 1434 code for a protein of 477 amino acids. Gene Ontology annotation, biological process: response to endoplasmic reticulum stress. Gene Ontology annotation, cellular component: endoplasmic reticulum lumen. NCBI's taxonomy places the organism in Eukaryota, Fungi, Ascomycota, Sordariomycetes, Hypocreales, Ophiocordycipitaceae.
AUGCACCAGUCCGCCGCCCUCGUAGCCGCCUUGACGGCCAUCCUGGCUGCCCUGCCCGCCGCCCAGGCCGGCCUGUACACCAAGAACUCUGGCGUUCUUCAGCUCGAUGCUCGCUCCUACAGCAGGCUGAUUGCCAAGUCCAACUACACCUCGAUAGUCGAAUUCUACGCCCCCUGGUGCGGCCACUGCCAGAACCUCAAGCCUGCCUACGAGAAGGCCGCCAAGAACCUCGAAGGCCUGGCCAAGGUCGCCGCCGUUGACUGCGAUGAGGAGGCCAACAAGCAGUUCUGCGGCUCCAUGGGCGUCCAGGGCUUCCCCACGCUCAAGAUUGUCCGCCCCAGCAAGAAGCCCGGCGCAAAGCCCGUCGUCGAGGACUACCAGGGCCCGCGCACUGCAAAGGCCAUCGUCGAGACUGUCGCCGAGAAGAUCAACAAUCACGUCACCCGCUUGACCGACAAGGACUUGAAUGCCUUCUUGGCAGCGGAGAAGCCCAAGUUUGUUCUCUUCACCGACAAGGGCACCACGAGCGCGCUACUGAGGAGCAUCGCCAUCGACUACCUGGACACCAUUUCCGUGGGCCAGAUCCGCAACAAGGAAAAGGCUGCUGUGGACAAGUUUGGCGUUGAAAAGUUUCCCACCUUGAUGCUUUUCCCGGCCAAGGGCAAGAACGAGAAACCAAUCACAUACGAGGGAGAAUUGAAUAAGAAAAGCCUGCUCGAAUUCCUCUCCCAAGUCGGGCCUCCUAAUCCGGACCCUGCGCCGACCAACGCCAAACGCGACAAGACCGCCAAGACCGACAAGGCUACCAAGGCCGACAAGAAAAGGAGCACCGAGCCGGAGCAGACGUCCGAGUCCUCCGCCGACACAACCUCGACCAAGGCGGCGGCCCAUACCCCCGACAUCAUCCCCAUCACCGCCAUCACGACCAAGGACACGUUGGUGGAAAAAUGUCUUCGGCCCAAGUCCUACACCUGUGUUCUGGCCCUCGUCCCCGCCGACGCAUCUGAGCAGGGAACCAAGGUCAUUGAAUCCCUUUCCCAGCUCAACAGCAAGUACAUCCAUGGCAAGAGGCAUCUUUUCCCGUUCUUCUCAGUUCCCAGCAACAUGGAAGGAACGUCUUCGCUGCGACAUGCCCUGAAGCUCGGGUCAGGCGUCGAACUCGUUGUCGUCAACGCUCGUCGCGGAUGGUGGAAACACUACGAGGGCGACUUUGGCGUAGAGAGUGUCGAAGGAUGGAUCGAUGCCAUCCGUAUGGGAGAGGGCAAAAAGGCCGAGCUGCCCAAGGGCGUGGUGGUUGAAGAAGCCGAGGCGCCGAAAGGGCAGAGCUCGACCGAGGCGGAAAAGGCAUCCGAGGCGACACAGGCGACGGAUCCCGAGACCGAAACCAAGACGUCCAGCCCAGAGACGGAAAAAGUUGUGCACGAGGAGCUUUGA